Microdochium trichocladiopsis is the source of this 591-nucleotide messenger RNA. RefSeq lists its product as uncharacterized. NCBI's taxonomy places the organism in Eukaryota, Fungi, Ascomycota, Sordariomycetes, Xylariales, Microdochiaceae. The transcript is spliced from 2 exons. Bases 1 to 591 code for a protein of 196 amino acids. Gene Ontology annotation, biological process: L-methylmalonyl-CoA metabolic process. Gene Ontology annotation, molecular function: methylmalonyl-CoA epimerase activity. The record is from RefSeq and is a predicted model, not a curated record.
AUGGCAGCAAACGCAAACUCCCAGGGCACCUUCAACCGGCCGAUCAACCAUGUAGCCAUAUCAUGUACCGAUAUCGAUGCCCUUGUCCAGUGGUACGCGGAAGUCCUGGGCUUCCAGGUCAUCAGCGACGUACGGCACUGCAAGCGGUCCGUCGACCCGACACCGUUCGACACCAUAUUCGUGUCGUACCCGGCGGAGACGCUGCAGGAGCUUAAGUUUGCCAUCAUGACCUCGGGAAAUGGUGUCGGGAUCGAGCUCUUCCAGUUCAUCGACCCGGCCCCGGAACCGGGCACGGGAGGAGGCUUCAACUUCACCCGGACCGGGUUCUUCCACAUAUGCGUCACUGACAACAACCCGGAGGUUCUCCUGUCGCAGAUCGAGUCCCGGGGCGGGAAGCGUGUCGGGGAUUACAUGGACUACUCGAGAUAUGGCUUGGAAGGGCACAAGGGCAUCUACACGCAAGACCCAUGGGGCAACGUGAUUGAGGUCAUGAGCAUAAGCCUAGAGAGGGUUUCAUCCACUGGAGAAGCACUCGCCAAAGCAGCGGAAACCCUACAGAAGCUUGCUCGCGAAUCGGAACAGAAGCUCUAG